Messenger RNA from Besnoitia besnoiti, 3300 nucleotides. RefSeq names its product putative GTP-binding protein engB. The coding region runs from base 1 to 3300 and encodes 1099 amino acids. NCBI's taxonomy places the organism in Eukaryota, Apicomplexa, Conoidasida, Eucoccidiorida, Sarcocystidae. The transcript has 2 exons. Gene Ontology annotation, molecular function: GTP binding. The record is from RefSeq and is a predicted model, not a curated record.
AUGCCACCCGUUCUGCGCAUUCAUUUCCUGCUCUCGGGGGCUCGUAUCGACCUCCGGGAAGGCAAAGCAGCGUUCGGAAUGCUCGCCCCCCUCCGCCGCUGUCUCCUCUGUGUCCUCUUUGUCUCGUGUGUCUGGUCCUGCGCCUCGUCUCAUUUCCCUUGUCUACCGGCGCCCACCGCGUCCGCGUGUCUCUCCGCCCCUGCCUUGUCUUCCCCGCCUAGACCUGGUCGUCGUCUUUCUCCGUUCCCCCUUCUCUGCUCAUCUUUUCCUUCUUCCUCUUCUCCCUCUUCUUCCCCGUGCUCUUCCUCCUCUCCUUCUUCGCUCGCGCCGUCUCGUUUGUCGCUUCCUACUCCGCCGGCGCUCACGCGUCGCUUGGGGAAGGGUGGGGCUUCCUCUGGGUUUUCCGUCUCUGGUUCGUUCUCUCCGUUUUCUCUGUCCGCGCUGCCGUUGGCUCCGUCGCAGGCCGCAGUUCGCUCUCAUCUCCGCCUUCAGGACUCGAGUCCCUUCUUCCCUCCCUUGUUCGUCUGCUGCCCUGUGCUGUUCCUGGCGUCUCAGCGUGCAUCAUGGCGGAGCUGUGUCUCCGCCUUUUCUGAUUUUCCUUCCUGUCAGUCCGCGCCUUGCGGCGGAUGCCCCUCCCCAGCGCGGGCGCUGCUGUCUUCUUGCUUUUCACGGUUUUCUUCUGAGGCCUCCACAUUCCCACGUGCCGCGUCCUCAGCACCGCGACCCUCUUUCUCUGCGCUUUCGGUGGCGUCGCGGGCUGCCCCGGUGUCUGUCUCUUCUCGUGUAUCUCCAUCUCUUCUGUCUUCUUCAGUUUUUCUUUCUUGUUCUUCUUCCGCGCUGCAGAGCUCCAGCAGCCGUCUGUCGCCGACGCACUCGAUCGCAGGCCUCGCUUCGCCUGUGCGCGAGCGCAGCAUCUGGAAGCGAAAGAAGGCCAGUUCUGGCGCUUCGCGAAAAAUCAAGAAAAAUAAAAAAAAACUGAAAAAAAUUAAUCCGCAUCUGCCGGCACCGCCGCAUCCCGCGGCGCCUUCCUCUGCAUUGCAAUCGCCCGCGUCGCCUUCUGUGCCCCCUUCAUCCACUCCCUCCUUCCUCUCGCAUCUUCCGUCCCCGUGGCUCCGCGCCGCGCUGCCGGCGUCAGCGGCCUCGGCACGGGCCCUCCCCCGCGAGGCCUUCGGCGCGUUGCCGCUUCCGCUCGGGCUGCCGAUCGACGCGGCGCUGAGUGUGCUUCGCGGCAGCGCAUGCAUUCGUCUCCCAGCGGGGCUCCGCCCGUCGCUCGUCCGCGGCGUGCGGUUUCUGGGCUCCUUCGGCCUCGCGGCGCCGAGCGCCCCGUCCCCGCCCCCGUCCGCGGAGCAGGGCGAGGACGGCGACCGCGAGGAGUCAGCGGUCGCGCCUGCGGAGGGUGCGGAGACCAGAACGGGGGCCGCCCGUCGGGCCCGCGGGCAGCGCGGCUGCGGCUCGGACCUGAUCGCCUCGGGCGACAGCAGGCGCGAGAGAGCCGCGGCGGCGCGCGCGAGACGUGAGCAGUGCGAAGGCACCGAGGGCGACGAGGAGCUCGCCGCCGGCGUUCAGAUCGUCGAUGUGUCUGAGGCGAAUGCAUGUGGAAAAAAGGAGGAAGACGAACAAGACGAGGAGGGCGAAGAAGAUGAGGCUGAAGAGGAGGCGGAGGACGCCCGCCCAGACGAAGAUGAGGGGGUGGUGGAGGGUGACCAGAGCCUGUGGGACGGCGGCGGCUGUGAAGCGCGAGCCAACCGCGCUGCGGCCCCGUCUUGUUCUUCGUCGGAUGGCGGGAAGGCCCGUGGGCGCGACGGCGGAGGCCGCCGGGGGCCUGGUCGGCCCGCUGAGGCGGCUGACGACUCCGGUGUCUCGUCGCCUUCGGCGUCCGCGUCGUUUACGCGGCUCUCGCUGCGCUCGCGGCUGCUGCGGGAGCUGAUGUUGCCGAGUUUGAAUCUGCCGGAAGUUGCGUUCUUGGGGCGGAGCAACGCAGGCAAGUCGUCGCUGUUGAACGCGCUGUGCAGCUACGCGCAGCGGCGGCGCGCGGGCGCUGCGGAUCGGGCGCGCGUCUCUCGGCGGCCGGGGAGCACGCGCAGCAUCAAUUUGUUUGAGGUCUUUGGGGGCGGCGGCGGUCCCCCCGGGCCUACGAAGACGGCGCGGAAGAGACGCUCGUGGGGCGAGAAGGGGGGGACAGGGGGGGCGGCGGCAGCUGCUGCGUCGGGGAGGCGCCGCGGGCUGCUGGUCUUCGCGGAUCUGCCGGGGUACGGUCACGCGGAGGGCCUCCGCGUCCAGGAGACGAAGCUCCUGAGUCGCAACGUGCGUCUCUACGUGGAGAAGCGAAACGAACUGCGACUCUUUCUGCUCCUUGUCGACGGCCGACGCGGCCUCGGGGACUUCGACGCCGAUCUCCUCCGCUGGCUGGUCGCGCAGGACAUCCCGGCUCGCCUCGUCGUCACCAAGGCCGACGCGCUCACGGCGGCUCACCUCGAUAAUCUCCUGACUCAGCUUUCAUUCUACCCGAAGCUGCUGGGUCUGCCGCCGAUUUUGAAGCGCUUGAAAGCGACGCGCGGCGAGCCCGAGGCAGUAAAGAGUCACCACUAUGUGUCGCCCGCGGUCCUCGCCUCCGCACGCUCAUCAGCCGCCGCAGAAGAAGAACGCGACGACGAGACGGCGAACGAGGCAGGCCAGAAGCCGCCGAGUGCGGCUCCAGCGAGCGAACGCCACCGCGAGGAGGGAACCCCGGCGAGGGAGAGAGGCGAUGCGCAGGGAACGAGCGAGGCAGCGCUGCAGUCGCAGGCCUUAGCGGAUUCAGGAGAUGUCGCACGAGGUGAGAAGCACGAAGGGGCGUUCCGUUCUACGUCGUCUGCCAGCGACAAGCGCGUUGGAGUUCUUCACGGCAUGGAGGACGAAGAGGGCACGCGGAUUCGCCGCCAGGAAGAUGAAGCGAGAAAGGCGCUCGCUCAGCGCGUCUUGCCAGCAAUCGAAGGGUUUCGCGUGCGAAAGCGAGCAGCGCAGACCGAGGAGGGAAGCGAGGAAGGACUCAUAAAGGUCGUUUUCACUUCGUCGACUACGGGGCAAGGCAUCGCAGAGCUGUGGACGCACAUCUGCGAGGCUUGCAGCGCCCCGCUGGGGCCUUCCAGAGGCGAACGCGAAGAGGGGAAGGAGGAAGACGACGACGGAGACGACGAGGAAAGCGAAGGAGAGACGACUCAGGAGACACAAGAAACGAAGGAAGAAAGACGAGAGGAGGAACGGAAGAAGCAGCGAAAGAAAGAAGCGAAAUACGAGCCUUUUUGGGGCUUCGGUCUCUGA